Messenger RNA from Annulohypoxylon maeteangense, 1484 nucleotides. Its product is annotated as phosphotransferase family protein. Lineage: Eukaryota; Fungi; Ascomycota; Sordariomycetes; Xylariales; Hypoxylaceae. Bases 96 to 1295 code for a protein of 399 amino acids. The record is from RefSeq and is a predicted model, not a curated record. The transcript has a single exon.
GAAUUACACACAUCGAUACUACAGAUUACUGACUACCAAGUAUAUCAGGCUGUUUCCCGUAUCCGGAUGAAAAAGUUCGUUAUGAAGCGGCUACAAUGCGAUAUAUCGCUACUCAUACUACUAUACCUAUCCCACAUGUCUACCACUACGGAACCGCAGCUGAGAAUCCUACUGGCAUAGGCCCAUUCAUCAUAAUGGACUAUAUAGACCAUAAUCAAUCGAUGUGCUAUGAAGUUCUUGACAGAUCUCUCCCGGCUGAUAAGCCACCUAUCCUAGAUCCAAACAUUAGCGAGGAGAAACUAGAGUAUCUAUAUGCUCAGAUGGCCAACAUAUUACUUCAGCUAUUCUCCUUGAAAUUCCCUCGAAUAGGUUCUCUCGUUGAAGAGGAAGACAAGACUAUCUCCGUCAAAGGACGUCCUUUAAUCGCAAAUAUGAGCGAUGUAGCCGUACACACAAAUAUGCCAGUAAGCGUCCUGCCAAAACCAUCUCAGACGUUUGCCACUGAGGACGAGUGGUACAGCGCUCUCGCCGACCUGCACAUGGCGCAGCUCUCAUACCAACACAACGAUGCCAUAGUGGAUGAGGACGAAGACGACGCCCGCGACAAAUACGUCGCUCGUCAACUAUUUCGGAACCUCGUCAAGGAGAAACGUCUCUUUCCGCGAACAUCGGAAUCGGACGGCGGGUUCAGGUUGUUCUGCGAGGAUUUUAGGCCAGUGAGCGCUCUCCUGGACGAAGACUUAAAGAUCGUCGGCGUCAUAGACUGGGAGUUCACGUACGUCGCCCCGGCACAGUUCAGUUUCGACCCCCCUUGGUGGCUACUUCUAGACCAUCCGGACCAUUGGACCCUGGGGUAUGAGGAUUGGAUGAAGACCUAUGAGCCUCGGCUCCAGACCUUUCUACGUGUUCUAGAGGCCGAGGAAAAGAAGAUGGCUGUUGCGAGUUUAGCUGAUAAAGUCGAGGGCUUGUCGCUUACUACGGAUGGAAACACCGACACAGAGAUACCGCUUUCUCAGCGCAUGCGGGAGAGCUGGGAGAAGCGGACUUGGAUGGUUAGUCUCGCGGCUAGGAAGAGCUGGUCGUUCGAUUACAUAUGGUGGAAAUACCUCGACGAGAGCUACUUCGGGCCGAACGAGGAUCAGGACCAUAAAGCUAGACUAGAACUCCUUUCCGAGCCGCAGAGAAAGCUGAUGGAUCCAUUUGUAGCACGCAAGUUGGAAGAGGGUAAAGACGGUGAGAAAGUUAACUUCGGAGACGAAGAUUCGCCAAGUUUACUGGAGGAGCUGCUGGUUUGAUGGCCAUCCCGAAUGGUGUGAUUAUAGGGCGGGAUAACCCGGGGCAUGAUUGUGCCCUUUAUCUUUCAAUGCUAUUACUGAUAGACCGCUGUGGUAAUGCCGCCUGGCACAUCCUACCCCCUCACCCCCUUUUACUGAUAGCUAAAAAUGCCGGGUGAAAUUUAUGAGAACUUUGGAACUUAGUAGGGC